UGAAAAACUGCAGAGUCAGAAUCAAGAGGUCACUAGAACAGACGACGCGACCAUGGUCACACGAAUGGUCGCAAACUAGAACGACCCUAAAGUCACUGGACCUCAGAGUCCCUCGACCCCGUAGACUCCCUACCACAAAUUCCCCGCUGAAAGCUCCCACACCCGAUCACGCAACGGUGCUCCUCCCUUUUCUUUUCUUUUUUUUUACUCCUCCCUUUUCUGACUGCCUCCAGGAGCUUGAGGCUCAGGCUGGCCCAUCUCGUCUCUUCAAGGUGCCCAGACCUUGCCCCACUUUCACCCCACUGAAGUCCAGUCCCAGGUGGAGCCGGGACCAGACGGAACGAAACCGACUCAGCGGUGCUUCCCUCACGGACCAGAUACCGUAACGCCUAGAACCCAAAGAUCCAGACAACUGUAAGGAGGAGGCGACUUUUCGCAGAAAAUAGAUUUGGGCCGAGACGGCCUCUGGGAAAUGUAGUCCGGGGCAGGAAAACUGCGGAUCUCUUCACAUUCUUCUCAGCACCAAGUGGCACUCCCAGGCUCCGAGGGCCGGACUCACUGGAGGCAGCUGCCGCAAAACUCUCAGCUGAGGCCCCUCGGCAGAUCUGAGAGCCCCUCAACGCAGCGGUUGCUUAUUCCCGCUACUCGUCAACUGGAGGGCCAGUCCCGCCCCGGCGAGCCGUGAGGGCCUCUGGGAAGAGUUAUCCUGCGUCUAACGGACCGAGGGUUGUGCUGCCUUCGGACACAGCCGGCACUGACCUUAAUGGAUUACCUAACUCGGGCUGCACCGGCUGUCCCACUUGGGCAGCGCUGAGGUGCGGAAUUGGGGCCUGUGUCUGCGGGCUCCGUGGUUCUUCAGGUACUGAGGAUUCAUUCAUUCAUCCACUCACCAUUUAUUGAAUGCUGCGUGUGACAGGAAUAAUUAUAGAUGCUUGGGAUAUAACAUUGAACAAAGGAGACAAACUCUCUGCUAUCAUGGUACUUACAUUGUUGUGGGCCAGAUAAUAAAUGAGCUCUGCCUUCUCAGGCGCAGUCCACUCCCAGAAAGAAAAGGAAAUGACUGAGUUGCAGGAAACAGUGACAUUCAAAGAUGUGGCUAUUGACUUCACUGAGGAAGAGUGGCAGCAGUUGGAUCCUGCUCAAAGGAACCUGUACUGGAAUGUGAUGCUAGAAAACUAUAACAACUUAAUCACUGUGGGAUGUCCAUUCACCAAACCUGAUGUGAUUUUCAAGUUGGAGCAAGAAGAACCAUGGGUGGUGGAGGAAGAAGUGUCAAAGAGACAUUGUCCAGGAGAAAUAUGGGGGAUGGAUGAGCAUCAGAAAAUCCAGGACAGACUUUUGACACAACUUGAAGAUAAAUUCACAAAAACACUGACUGAAGAAAAAGUGAAUGAAUGUCAUAAGAAAUUUGCAAAUGCAUUUUCUCCAAACUCAGACUUUUUUCCUUCCAGUCACAAUCUCUACAAAUAUGACUUAUUUGGAAAGUGUUUAGAACAUAAUAAUUUCAACUAUUAUAAUAAUGAGAGAAUCCUUGUAAGAAAAGAACAUUGUGAAUAUAAUGGACCUAUGAAAUCAUUUGGCAAUAGCUUAUCCCAUCUUGUAGUAACCCCCUUUAAGUGUAAUCAUUGUGGAAAAGGUUUUGAUCAAACUUUGGACCUCAUAAGACACCUGAGAAUUCAUACUGGAGAGAAACCCUAUGAAUGUAAAAAAUGUAGGAAAGCCUUCAGCCAAAAGGAAAAACUCAUUAAACAUCAUAAAAUCCACAGUAGGGAGCAGUCUUAUGAAUGUAAUGAAUGUGGAAAAGCUUUCAUUAAAAUGUCAAAUCUCAUUAGACAUCAAAGAAUCCAUACUGGAGAGAAACCCUAUGCAUGUAAGGAGUGUGGUAAAUCCUUCAGCCAGAAAUCAAAUCUCAUUGAUCAUGAAAAAAUUCAUACUGGAGAAAAACCUUAUGAAUGUAAUGAGUGUGGAAAAGCAUUCAGCCAGAAGCAAAGCCUCAUUGCACAUCAGAAAGUUCAUACUGGGGAGAAACCUUAUGCAUGUAAUGAAUGUGGUAAAGCCUUCCCUCGAAUAGCAUCUCUUGCUCUUCAUAUGAGAAGUCAUACAGGAGAGAAACCUUAUAAAUGCGAUAAAUGUGGAAAAGCCUUCUCUCAGUUUUCCAUGCUUAUUAUACAUGUGAGAAUUCAUACAGGUGAGAAACCUUAUGAAUGUAAUGAAUGUGGAAAAUCCUUCUCUCAAAGCUCAGCCCUUACUGUACAUAUGAGAAGUCAUACUGGUGAGAAACCUUAUGAAUGUAAGGAAUGUAGAAAAGCCUUCAGCCACAAAAAGAACUUCAUUACACACCAGAAGAUUCAUACUAGAGAGAAACCUUAUGAAUGUAAUGAAUGUGGGAAAGCUUUCAUUCAGAUGUCAAAUCUUGUUAGACACCAGAGAAUUCAUACUGGAGAAAAACCCUAUAUAUGUAAGGAAUGUGGCAAAGCCUUUAGCCAGAAAUCAAAUCUCAUUGCUCAUGAAAAAAUUCAUUCUGGAGAGAAACCCUAUGAAUGUAAUGAAUGUGGUAAAGCCUUCAGCCAAAAGCAAAACUUUAUUACACAUCAGAAAGUUCACACUGGAGAGAAACCUUAUGAUUGUAAUGAAUGUGGUAAAGCCUUCUCUCAAAUUGCUUCCCUUACUCUUCAUCUGAGAAGUCACACAGGGGAAAAGCCUUAUGAAUGUGAUAAAUGUGGGAAAGCUUUCUCUCAGUGCUCAUUGCUUAAUUUACAUAUGAGAAGUCAUACAGGUGAGAAACCAUAUGUAUGUAAUGAAUGUGGAAAAGCUUUCUCUCAAAGAACUUCCCUUAUUGUACAUAUGAGAGGUCAUACAGGUGAGAAACCUUAUGAAUGUAAUAAAUGUGGAAAAGCUUUCUCCCAAAGUUCCUCCCUUACUAUACAUAUACGAGGUCAUACAGGUGAGAAACCCUUUGACUGUAGUAAAUGUGGAAAAGCCUUUUCUCAAAUCUCAUCUCUUACACUUCAUAUGAGAAAACAUACAGGUGAGAAGCCUUAUCAUUGUAAUGAGUGUGGUAAGGCUUUCAGCCAAAAGUCACACCUUGUUAGACACCAGAGAAUUCAUACUCAUUAGGAAUAGAAACUAUGAAUCUUGUGAAUAUGGAAAAGCCUUUGGAAGGAAUUAGCACCUCCUUGCACAGUACAUUAUCGGAUCUAGAGCAGAAAACUGUGAAUGUGGGAAAGCCGUUUGAAGAAGUCACAUUUGUGACACAGUUCUUACCAAGGUGACAAAUUGUAUAAUGAGAAAGCUGAUUGUCAAAAAUCUUCAGCAGAUAUCUUAUCUAAUGAUAAUAUUUAUCCAGCAUUAUCUUUAAAACCUGAAAUAAGAUAUUUUCAUCAGCAUGCCAGCAUGAUACUUGAGCUCCUAGCCAAUCUCUUAACCAAGAAAAAGAAGAUUGGAGAAAAAAAAAAAAAACCUCUUAAAAUAA
Orcinus orca (killer whale) is the source of this 3472-nucleotide messenger RNA. It is a transcript of the gene ZNF569, whose product is annotated as zinc finger protein 569. Gene Ontology annotation, biological process: regulation of DNA-templated transcription. The record is from RefSeq and is a predicted model, not a curated record. The coding region runs from base 1009 to 3117 and encodes 702 amino acids. The transcript is spliced from 6 exons. NCBI's taxonomy places the organism in Eukaryota, Metazoa, Chordata, Mammalia, Artiodactyla, Delphinidae.